Paramecium tetraurelia is the source of this 420-nucleotide messenger RNA. RefSeq lists its product as uncharacterized. Lineage: Eukaryota; Ciliophora; Oligohymenophorea; Peniculida; Parameciidae. The record is from RefSeq and is a predicted model, not a curated record. The transcript has a single exon.
AUGAAGACAGUACCAGCAUCACAAUUACUAAAUUUCUUUCUAAAUUAUAAGCCUAACACAUAAUAAAUAAAUUUAGGGAAAAGGAAGUCAUUUAUAGAUGAUAUACAGGUUGAUGAGCAGCUAAACCAAUAUUUAGGAUUUGCUAGAAAAUCUUAUGAAGUUCAUCUAAACAAUUAUGCAUUAGUCACAGCAUCUCUGUGUGCUUUGCACUGUCCAGAAGAAUCUAAUUAGACAUUACGAGUAAGGAAGCAUAAGAAAGGAUUAUUGUGCUGUAGAACCAAAGUGAGCUUAAGAACAUGUUUAAGAUUGUUUCCCAUUAUUGAUAAUUUACAAAAUAUUCUAAUUUUGUUUACAAGAUAUAUGUCAGAUUUUGCAGCAAAAGAAUCGGAUGUGCUCAAAUCUUAAUCAUAAGAAAUGUGA